UGAGAACUUGACAGGAAUAUAAAUGAACCAGACAAGUAUGCAUCUGGAAGAAGAAAUGUUAAUGUUAAUAGAUAUUUGCACUUUGCAAGCUAAUGGAUCAGCUCCAUGGUUUAUUGGUCACAACAACACUGUAAACAAUUGUACUGUAGAGUUCAUGAAAAACACUUGGUUCCAGAGUAUGUUCCUUACCAACAUGUUCUGUAUUAUAGCAAUAGGAGGCAUUGGAAAUCUGUUGCUGAUUGUAUCUGUGAUUUAUGUAUUUUUUAGAUAUCCUGCCACCAGAUGUAAAUAUCCUUGGUUGAAGAACCCUUUAACUAUUCUUAUCCUUCACCUCUCCUUCUGUGAUUUCCUCUACUGUAUCUUCGGUCUACCAUUUCUCAUGCUACCUACAAUAUACGGCUACUUUCCUCUCUCUAAAAGUGUGUGUCAUAAUACAGCUCUGUUCAGAAAUUUGAACGCCUUCGCUGAAUUCUCAACCAUUGCAGUAAUUGCAUUACUCAGGUUAAAAGGAUUGGUAACAGAAUGGAGAACAUCCUCUCGCCAAAGAGAUUGUUUACUGGCCCCCUGUAAAAUGGUUUUCUUCUGCUGUUUUACAUGGUUUUUAGCCUUCAUCCUCCUCUCCCCCACCAUAUUUGAAACAAAAUUUGAUUUCGGACAAUUUGGAUACAAUGAUAUUGGAAUCUGUAAUGUUGCUCCUGGAGCUUCCUCCGUGGAACAUUCUCUGACAGGAUUCACGUUCUCUGUAGGAUUCCUAGUUCCCUGUGUUUUAAUAAAUAUCUCCUAUAUAACCAUCUUCUGUCUCCUCAAACAUAGAUCAAAUCAAACUACCAUUCUAGACAGGCAGAGAAUCGUUAUGGAUAAAGUCUCCAAAUUGUUAUUCAUCAUAUGUAUUAGCUAUGUUCUAUUCUGUGGACAACUUGCACCAAUAAAAUGGGCAGAUAGAAUUAUGAAGGGACCUGAAAUGGCUUACACCAAAGCUGCUGUGACCCUAGGCUCUUACUCUUGGUAUUGGUGGAACUACACAAUACAUUUUCUAGUUUUCUCAUUUUUCUUCAAGGAUGUCCAGAAGAUCUACUCCAUAUUUCUGAAAGAUCUAUUCUAUGGACUAUUUUUCUGGUUGCGGCCAAGGGGUCAGCAUACCAAUGUAUUAACUGGAGUCAGCAAUCAGGGAUUUCAAGUGAACAACAUUCUCAUAUUCGGACAACAUGAAAUCAUAAAUUCAGUUUCUGUUCAUGAAAACAGUAUUUGUAUCAUCAGAUCAGAAGGAGGGGGCGAAUCAUCAACUCAAAAAGUGGAAUGUAUAAAUGAACUAAUGGUUGGAGGAUCGUAUAACCAACUUGAGAAAUUAAACGCGGGUAAACUGUUAUUUAUGUACACCAGUAAAACGUACAGUACACCGUGCACUCCGGGUUUAAUUAAACAAUCAAAAAAAGAGAAUGUUCAAACGAUGAUAAGACAAGCCAAAAUAAAUCUUGCGCGAAGUUAUACUUUUUAAUUUGCUCGAAAGAACUUAAAUGGAGUGUCUGGCUAGAAUGCAGUAUUGUAGUUGAACUGAGAAUGUAGUAUUGUAGAGAACUUUUCAGAAAUCUUUUGAGAUCUAUAAGAAGUUGAGUAGCUCUUCAAAAUCGAUUUUAAAAAUUCUCUUUGACACCCAGACACUAAGAGACCAAAAAUGUAAAUUCAUGCUGCUGUGAUUUUUUUAAAUUAUUUGUUUAUUUGUAAAGAUUCUUCUUUUAAAUGGCAUUGUUAGGCUACUUGUGCACUGUUUAUUAGAUUUGAGCUGGAACACUUUGAUGUGAGCUAAGCGCAGUUUUUUUUAUUUAUAAAUUUCAAACUCUGAAUUAUUUGUAGAUAUUACGAGAUAUAACAAAGAUAUGCUUUAAAUAUUAUUAAAUAAAUUUUUUUCUGAAUUAAAAUUUGUACAUCAUGACCUUCUAGAGCUGUACAGUCGUUUUAUCAUAUAUUAUUAUCCAAAAAUGUUUACUGUAAAAACUGUAUUAAAAUAGCAUUUUUUUUGGCGUCUAAAAUUACAAGAAAUCCAUGUCCGACCAACAAUAAAAAAGAUAUCCAUGUUUUUCUGCUGGAAAAUUGGUAAUUCAUAAUUGAAGUUUCUCUACAAAGGUGAUAUGCGGGUUUCUGCCACAGAAACAAUGGAAGAAUAUGUUAGAAUAAAACAUUUACAAAAAAGAUAUCUUUCAUUAUUGUAAACCGGUCAUGCCGCAAAUAAAUUUGAAAAUACAACCACAGUACUUUUCAAUUUGAUUUCCAUGUAAAAUAUAUAAAAUAUGUAAAAUAUGUAUAAUUAUACAGAAGUGAACAUU
Messenger RNA from Eurytemora carolleeae, 2321 nucleotides. RefSeq lists its product as uncharacterized. The coding region runs from base 23 to 1495 and encodes 490 amino acids. The record is from RefSeq and is a predicted model, not a curated record. Gene Ontology annotation, biological process: G protein-coupled receptor signaling pathway. Gene Ontology annotation, molecular function: G protein-coupled receptor activity. Lineage: Eukaryota; Metazoa; Arthropoda; Copepoda; Calanoida; Temoridae. Gene Ontology annotation, cellular component: membrane. The transcript has 9 exons.